AAUUCUCGACACCCGCUGUCAUGAGACAACAUUCGACGACACAUCACGACCGCAUCUGAUGCUACCGCCCGAUUGAUGCAUGGCCCGCUCGUCCAAUUCCCAUCGACUUGCACCCUCCACCCACUUCUCCACCACGAUGGCUUCUACACCUGCUGCCUCGUCAAGCGCAGCUCGUUUGUCGACCGCCUCGAAUAACACCUACGUAGUCUCCCGCUCGCCAACCAAGAACAGUCGACGCCGUACCGCCGAACCAUACCUACCGAAAAUCAUCACAACAGUCGGCCAGCGACCAGCGUGCUUGGUCAAUGCCUCUGUCACCUACGUCGGCAAUGAUUUGAUCUACGCCUUUGGUGGAUUUGACCAGUACACGGAUGAGGUCUACAAUCAUGUCCUGAAGCUGAAUCUCUCUGCACGACAGUGGAGUUUGGUGGACAAUUACGGCGACAUUCCUGGGGUACGCAUGGGACACACCUCAUGUUUGUGGCAGGGAGAGAAGUUGUUGGUAUAUGGUGGUGAGAACGAGCAUCGCAGUCACUUGUCAGAUGUUGUCAUCUUCGACAUCAAGACCGCGCAUUGGACACAACCAGACAUCAACGGGCCAGUCCCGAGAGGUCGCGCGAGACAUUCGGCAGUCAUUCAUGAUGAUAAGCUGUUUAUCUGUGGUGGGAUGAGCGGUCCGGACAACGGCGUGCUGGACGACAUCUGCUACCUCGAUCUCAAGACAUGGACGUGGAGUCGGACUUGGCGGUUUGUCCCUCGGUUCGACCAUUCGAGCUGGGUAUGGGGAGGCAAGAUCUGGGUCAGCGGUGGAAUGGGCGAGGAUAUGGAUCGGACAAGCGAGAUCUGGUGGUUGGACUUUAGAGGCUCGCCUGCCUUCGAAGCCGGGCCGACUUAUGGGAUCGCUGGCUCCGAAGACGCGAGGCCAAUGAAUGAGCGUUAUGCGAACAUGCAAUACGCAGCUCCGAACACUUCCUCGGGCACGAACGCAUAUACCGCCAACACCGGUGUGCAGUCAAAUUCGGCCACGCAAAUCCAACGUGCACCUCCCGUCGCUCCAGGCGCAAUCAGCUCCGUCAAAUUCAUAUCCUCGCCAAACCUUCCGAUGCAGAAUGUCGGAACACACUUCCAUGUUUUCUCCAGCGGAUGCAUGCUCGACUUUGUUACUCCCGCGACUAACAUGCCGUUGGAGACAUCACUUUCAGCACUCGAUCUGGACUCCCUUCGUUGGCAGAAGUUGGCAGACGGCAAGGAUCUAUUUAGUCCCACAUACCGCUGGCACUACUGCUGUCUCAAUCAGGACGGCACUCAUGCAUGGCUUUUGGGUUGUCCGCGAGAGGUGAGAAAUGGCGCAAAUGGCGACACCGAAGAAUACCUCUCAGACGUCCUUCCGAUCGACAUGCGCAAGUUUGGCCUACUCGGGAACAAGAUGAGCCAGGAAGCUCGCAACGAGCAGAAGAUACCCACAUCCGACACGAACGCUACCUCACAUCUCUCGGCCAUCGGUGCAGAUCUGGCGAAAACUUUCAACCAACCACCCGAGUCGAAUUCCGGCACCGACUUCACCGUCACAGCUCUACGCGACGACUCCUACGACAUGGAGUCCAUAUCCGGCGACGAUGACGCUCUGUCACCCACGCUUACCUCAUCUCCCGACAACAGCAACACCUCCUCUCCAAUCCACGUGCACCGCCUCAUCCUCAGUGCGCGCUGGCCACACUUCUCCCGCCUGUACAACGCGCAGAUGUCCGAAUUCCACACCCGCCGCAUGCAUAUUCCCGAACCAUAUCCCGCCGUUAAGGCUUUCCUCUAUUACCUUUACACCGACUCCAUCUCAUCUCCUCCUGCCGAAAGCAACGCCGUUUCCGGUCCAACACUUGAAGAUGUCGCUAACAUGCUCGUCAUGUCCAACAUCUACGACAUGCCCCGCUUGCGACACUUGUGCGUCAAUCGUCUGGUGCGGGAUCUCGACGUCCAGCACGCUGCUCUCAUCUUCGACCGCGCAAACACCGCACAAGAAGAUUGGUUGAAGCGUCGGGCGGCGAGCUUCUGUAUGACGCAUUGGGGUCGAGUGGUGAGGACGGAUGGAUUCAGACAGUUGAAGAGGAGUGCCAUGCUGGAACUGUGUGAGGGUGUUGAUGCGGAGGGCCGCGUGGUUGGUGGCGAUGAGCUGGAG
Molecule: messenger RNA, 2173 nt
Organism: Zymoseptoria tritici IPO323
Lineage: Eukaryota; Fungi; Ascomycota; Dothideomycetes; Mycosphaerellales; Mycosphaerellaceae
Exons: 1
Molecular function (GO): protein binding
Source: RefSeq, a predicted model, not a curated record